This is a messenger RNA of Diversispora eburnea, 246 nucleotides long. NCBI's taxonomy places the organism in Eukaryota, Fungi, Glomeromycota, Glomeromycetes, Diversisporales, Diversisporaceae. The record is from the annotation of a GenBank genome assembly.
AUGUAUAAAACAAUUGAAAUCGCAGGAUAUUUUCCAAAUCAAAAUUCAAUUCCUCAACUUGAUUCAGAAAUAGAAUAUCUCAAUACAUUGGGAUUAUUUGAUCCCACAGAAAUUACUGAGUCUAUUCCAUCUCCAGAAGCUGAAAGAGAAUAUCUCAAAGUAUUAGAAAUAUUAGAACCUAUUUUACAAUUUCAUCAAAUAAAUAUUAUUAGUUUGGGAUGUAAAUUAUUAGAUGAUUAUUAUCAA